This is a messenger RNA of Pogonomyrmex barbatus (red harvester ant), 3474 nucleotides long. Its product is annotated as popeye domain-containing protein 1-B-like. Gene Ontology annotation, molecular function: cAMP binding. NCBI's taxonomy places the organism in Eukaryota, Metazoa, Arthropoda, Insecta, Hymenoptera, Formicidae. Gene Ontology annotation, cellular component: sarcolemma. Gene Ontology annotation, biological process: striated muscle cell differentiation; regulation of membrane potential; heart development. The record is from RefSeq and is a predicted model, not a curated record.
CAAUGAAAAGUACGAUCCACUUUCCAGGCUGGUGAUGCUGCCGUAUUUCCGUUGGCGAGCGAGCGGAACAUCCGGCAUUUGCCACUAGGCGACGAAGAAUCCAGAAACGCUUCGUUAAAACAAAUCACGGGAAACUGGCGACAGUUAUUGUGACUUUACUUAUCUAUGUGAUCUAUGUGAUCGAUCUACGUAUUUCUUUUCUUGCGUGUGGCAAGGUUGUCGGGUUUGAAAAAGUAAUCGGUCGCGAUGGUGUCGCGCGGAAUGAUGGUCGUUUGCCUCGCAGAUUCCGACGAGGACAAAGAGAGCUCAGCGCUUUCGUGCUUGCUGCUGUCGUCGCACACUCACAGCAGACUGAGGUGUAUCAUCUUGCACUCCAAAAGACAUAUCGCUUAUCCACCAUAAGGAGUUGAAGGUGAUGGCACGUACCACGCGCCCUCGACAAAAAAUGGCGAACACGACUGAUUCACCCGCGACGACCGGGGGCAGCCUUCUUUCGUCCUCGACGACGACGCCGUUUACCACCUCGUCGACAUCAGCGGCGACUUAUUCGAGCGAAGGCUACCCUUUCAACUAUAGCGGUCUGCCGAACCUAGGCGGCUAUUCGCUGGACGAUUUCAACUACACGGAACUAUGGUCGGACGUCUGGAACGGCACCGAGGUCAGCAAUGUCACCGAAAGGCUAAACGCGACGGUGUUGAUGCCGGGUGGCUAUUGCGACGAAUGGGAAGCUGCUCAGCAUAAGCUCUUUCAGGCAGCAAAUUUAUUUUUUGCGGCUGCAUUUCUGGUGCCGCGCUCGUUCAAGGCUUCCGUCUUGGCUCUUCGCACAUUCCUCACGGCGGGUUUCAUGUUGGCGGCUCUUUGGGCCGGGUUCACCAUAUGCGCUCUGGACGCCAUGUUAUGGUGCUUAGCCCUCGGAUUGUUGAAUGGCAUUCACUCGUUGAUACUCGCCUGUCGAUUCCUACCCCCGGCUCUUAGUCCCGAACUAGCUGAGCUCUAUCUGAAGCUCUUCAAGCCCUAUAAGGUCAGCAAGAAGCAUUUCCAGGAGCUGGCGAAAGAAGCGAGGAUACUCAAGUUGGAUUCUGAUCAGACCUAUGCAACGGAAGGGGUUACGCCGGCGGAUAGAAGGCUAUCUAUUCUUUUACGUGGGAAAUUGAAGGUAACCUGCGACGGAACUCACUUACACUAUAUCAGAGCCUACCAAUUCGUCGAUUCGCCCGAAUGGGAGGCUACACACGAAAACGAUGCCGACGUCUUCCAAGUGACGAUACGAGCCGAGGAGCCCAGCACGUACAUCUGUUGGACGAGAAUGAAAUUGCUCAGAGUGCUCCGGCAUAGGCCACUGCUCAAGGUCGUUCUCAACACCCUCAUCGGUAAGGACAUUACGUCCAAGUUGUACGCCCUUAACGAGCAGCUCGCUGGUGUCGCGAGCGCCAGUGAGAACGCCACGUCGAAUCCUUACAGGGGAGUCACGAGGAGUCUCAGCGUCGAUGCCGUUAACACCGAAACCGCCGGAAGGGUUCGAUCGACGACCUGGAAAACGCACAAGCAGUAUAGCAAUUCGCGUAGUGACAGGAAUUCCUCGGUCCGGUAUUCGCAUCAGUACUGGGCGCCGGUAGUGGCGAACCAUUUCCCGGCGACCUCGCCGUUCAUUCAAAGCGAAAACCUCGGCUACUCAUUACUGCCGCAGGGUAUCCAGUUCUCGCCGCCCCCGCGAGCACCCGCGCUGUCCCAUCACCCCCCCGUGGCGCGACAACGAAGCGGGGGUGCUGGCGGCGAUUACACCCUGCUACCUCAAACACCGAAGCUCGAGAGGAAACGAUCGAGAAAAGGGACUAGAGAGGUAACCUUCGAGACACCGGUAUGACGCUCGCCCGACGGGGAAGGCCCUGCCAGCGUGCCUCUACUCUCACUGUCGCCGCAACGCUCCGCCUAGCCCCGUCGUGGUCUCGUCAUCAUCCUAAGGCACGCCGCAAAACUCGCCCUUUGAACUUCCGGUUCGACGCGAUACCAACGAAUGGCCUACUCCCUUGGAAGGAAGGGGGAGAACGCGACGGUCUUGAUAUCCCACGGAUUACGCCUCGGUACCACGAGAUUCCUUGGCACCGCAGAAUCGUAAUCGUAGGAGAGAGCGCGCGCGGGUAGGCGAAGUUGCUGUGGGCGCAGUUUUGAUGUGUGCGAUUGAUUUUCAUAUCUUGCAAGUGCCACGCCUUACAGAGAGACACGCACGCACGUGUGAAAUCGAAACCGCGAUGGCGGCCGUUGAGAGAAAAAAAAAAAAAAGAAUAUAUAUUUCGAUGUCUUUCGACCGUAUUCGGGAGCAUCCGUCGGGGUUUCGGAGUAGACCCGAAAUACGGUCGAAUGUUGAGAAGGGAACGUGAAUGAGAGGUAGAAUAAGAGAGAGAAAUCGUGAACGAAAGAUUAAAUAUAAAUAUAUUGUAUUAAUGAGCAUCGCCUCUGUGUACACUUUUACAUCGACUGUGAUUACAACGGAUAUAAUUAUUAAGUCUUUCAGAGAAACGCUGAUUAUAUACACAUACAGAAAAACACGUGCGUAAUUAGCUGCCGCGAUAAUCAUGCAAGCCAUAUCUCGCAUUUGCGUGAGUUGAGGUGUCCUUCGUAACGAUUUCGGUUUCGAUACUCUUAGAAAUUGCUAAUUUUAAAAAUCCUUAUCCUGUUUUUCUAUCUAUCAAGUUUCUAUCUACCAGUCCAAUGUCUUUUUUAUUUGUAUAAGCACUGACUCUAUAAAUCGCCAAGAUUAUGCAACUGCAUAUUCUCGAUACAAAAAUAACAUUUGAUUACCACGUAUUAUUAGCGAAGGACAUCCGAACAGCGCAAAUAGAUCGGGAUCGUUGUAUAAAAUUAGUGCAUAAAAUGCGCAUUCACGAUAAAUGUGAUAUGUCGAGAAAACACGCAGCAGUUUCUAUCCAACACGGGCGAACGGAAAAUUGCAUUUGCACACCCCCUUAAUCAAAUGUAAAACGCGUUAAAUAAAUAAAGAGAAAAAAAAAAUUGUAAAAGUGAAAUGAAAAGCAAGCCGAAUAACCCAGGUGUAAAAAACAAAUAAGUGCUUCGUUAAAAAAAAGAAAACCUGCAAUAAAGUGCUUCAAAAAAUGUAGUUGAUGGCGAGAUGCAAAUUAUAAAAAGCAAAGUUUAAUUAUUCACGCAAAUUAAACGAAAAAAAGCUAACAUGCGUCGUGCGUGAUAGACAUGUAGAAGAAAAGAAAAACAUGUGUGUUUGUAUGUUUCUAUGUUUAUAUAAUCACCGCGUGUGAGAGUGAAGCCGUAGAAGAUCAAUAAAGACGCACAAACAAUUAAACAAAAAUCGUAGAAGGGGAUAAACUUAAUUAAAACGGCUGUGUAGAGUCGAGUAUAAAUGUUAAAUACAAAAAGUGACUGUAGAAUAUUGUAAUGUUAUGGAGGAUUGCGUGAAGUUUUAAGAGAGGCGCACGUCGGAAAGGAUCGUCGUUGUUUAAA